Molecule: messenger RNA, 2784 nt
Organism: Paramecium tetraurelia
Lineage: Eukaryota; Ciliophora; Oligohymenophorea; Peniculida; Parameciidae
Exons: 4
Biological process (GO): snRNA 3'-end processing
Cellular component (GO): integrator complex
Source: RefSeq, a predicted model, not a curated record
AUGGCCAGUGAGGAGGAAGUCAACAUUGAAGAUGAAAUUAUUGAGGAAUCAUAAGUAGAAGACAAUCCAAAAAAGAAGAAGGACAAGAAAGAUAACAAAAUAGCUAUGAAACAAGACUAGAAAAAGCCAAUUGAUGGCAAAUAGCAAUUCGGUGACAAAUCUAUAUGUCGAUUAUGCAAAGUGACUACUCAAUCCACUCCAACUAUAAUCUGUAUAAGGUGUCACUUUAAAUACCACAAGGAAUGCAUACGAACUUAAAACAAAGAGCCGCAAUUCCAGGACGGCUCCAAAUGGUACUGUCUCUCGUGUGUCGAGAGAAUGGCCAAGAGAAAAUUGAAAGAGUCGGAACCAUAGAAAAAGAAGAAAACUAGCCAAAUCCCUGAAAUCUUUCAGAAAACCCUCUAACCACAGGAAGAUAAAUUGAAAAAACACACUGAAUUUCAAUAAAAAUAUCCGACCUAUGUCCAAUAAGGAAGAGUAAUUUUUCCCAUAUUUGAUGAAUAUCUGACAGCAUACCAAUAAUUGUUUACCAUUGAAAUCAAAAAGAAGCCACAACUCCAACUUGAUCCCACUCUUCCCUAGAACCUCUUCGAAGACGUCCUUAAAAUAUGGGACACCUACAAUUAUAUGGACAAAAUUGUGAGCGACAUCCUCUACGCAGGAGAACAGCAAACCGAACAGUAAAGCCAAGUCAAUAACAUUGGCACCCUCAUUCAUUUCAGAGACAACCACACCCCCUAUAGUUAAAAAACUAGGUCCGAAAUAUAUAAUCUCAUCAAAACCAAACCUGAUGAAUUGAUCCUCUUCUUCUGCUACUUCUAUCUCAAACAAAUUAUUGAGGAUUUGGAUUAGGAAUAGAUGCAAAAACAAUCCUACGUAACUCAUAUCAAAAUAUAACCAUAGAAAAUCCCAUAUUGGCACCUUCUCGGAUACAUGUGGUUCACCAAUCGAGUUCGAUAUUACGAGUUAUUGAGAGAUGACAUCAAGUCACUCCCCACCAAUAUCUAUAAAUAGGGAAUAUUACAUUUGGCACAAGAUUUGAUAGACUUUGGUGAUUACACUGACAUCAAAAAAGUGUGUAAAUUGCUUAUAGCCUUGUCUGAUGGGUUAACAGGCCUAAAGAAAACUUAGUUUCUGUAUCAAUUCAGAACUGAAAAUCUCCUGUCCAAUAACAGAAUCAAGCAACAAUUGGGAACACAAAUAAAAUAACAAAGAAGUCAGUAAAUUGAUAUCAACAAAGAAAUCAUAGAAGCUGAAGGCAAUUUUUCAAUAGCCCAAUCUCAACUCCAACAAGAUGGUUUGACUAGAGUCGAAACGCAGAAGUUUACAAAAUCAAUGGAACAAGCCUAAAAAUAGGCACUAAAAUUAAAAUAAUAGUACUCAAAAUUAGAAAAAGAAAUAGCAUCUUUAACAGAAAGAUAUAACCAACAAGACAAGGAAUUGGCCAUCACUUAAAUGCCAGCCUUAUUGUUAAAUCCAUCUAUGUGCUUAGGUCAGGAUGCCAAACACAGUUCAUAUUACUUCUUUCUAUAUGAGCCUGAUAAAAUCUUUGUUUGUAUGAGACAUUCUAUCAUUGAUGACGAUGGAUCAUAACAAUAAUGGGGCUUUUAUGAUUAGACUGAAAUACAAAAUCUACUUAAUUCAUUAUGUCCAAAAGGGGUUCGAGAGAACACUCUGAAAAAUAACAUUAUUGAAUUGUAAAGGGCCAAGUUGAUAUAAAUCAAUGAGUUAAAUUAGGAGUAGAGUGAUUAAAUCGAAUAGGAAAAUCAUAAGAAUGGUAAAAGAGUAGAUAUUGAGUAGGAGGGUCACAAUUAAAGUGAGGAACAAAUUGAAAGGAUGAAUAGUUUAAUCAAUUUAGAUGUGGAUGAGCUUGUCAAUGAAUUUAUUGAAAUCGAAUCAAGUUUGACACAAUAUUUAAAUUAGAAAAAUUCAAGGUGGUGCAGUACUGAACAAAGGACUGGAUUCUUGAAGAAUUUUUAGAAUGUUAUGGAAAAAAAGAAUUCCCAAGAGUACGAUGAAAUUGAUCUGUAACCUUUGGGAAAAGCCAUCGAAUACUUUGUGGAUAACACAAUGAUGCAAGAGAAGUUGGAACUCAGAUUAGAGGAAGAGAUGGAUGAUAAAUAAUUCAAUGAAAAUGACGAGGAUUCCUAUUAACCAAACAGAAGGAGAAAGGUUGUUGAAGAUGAUUCCUCUGUUGAUGAGUAGCCCUAAACCAUGUUGCAAUAAUUAGAAUAGAUGGAUACUGGGAGAGUGAGAGUUCGAAAGUUGCCUAUGAAGUUGUUUGGUACCUACUAUGAGACUCUCCGGUAGAAUCUAAUAGAACAAUUGAAAUUUGAUUGUAACUUAGCCAAAAUGAAGAUUUGUUUAGAAGUGUUGGGGUAGAUAGUUAAAGAUUACAUUGACAGAAAAAAGAUUUAAAUUCAAUAAUAAAUUUUACCUGUGGGGGAAAAGAAGAAAGUGGAAGAAAUCAUCAUUAAAAAGAACGUUGAACCUCAACCCCAAUUUGUUCAGGAGUCACAAUUGUAAGUGACUAAAAAUUUAAGAAAGAGAAAUCAAGUGAAACCUUAGUAUACUGAGACGGAGACUAAGUGGGAAGACAGGUGUAAGAAAUGCAACAAAGGGGGCAAAGUCAUCUGUUGUGAUACUUGCCCUAAAGUAUUCCAUCCAAAAUGUAUCAACUUAAAGGAGGUUCCGUAAGGGAAGUGGAACUGUCUUAAUUGCUUAAGAAAUUUUGAGAGACAAAUCAAAACAAGAGCUACUAUUAGAAAGUUGGAAAACCAAUGA